AUGGGCACCGCGACCUUCAACUGGCAGUACAACGCCGACCCCUACGCAUUGCCGUCCACCGAGCUCGUCCACCGCGCGCUCUCGCGCGGCGUGCGCGCCUUUGACACCUCGCCCUACUACGGCCCCGCCGAGGAACUCCUGGGCCGCGCGCUGGCCACCGACUUCGUCCGCACCAACUUCCCGCGCUACACCUACCGGCUGCUCACCAAGGUCGGCCGCGUCGCCGGCUCGGCCUUUGACUACUCGCCCAGGUGGGUGCGCCACAGCGUGCGCUGCAGCCUGCGCCGGCUGCGCACCCCCUACCUCGACGUGGUGUACUGCCACGACGUCGAGUUCGUCACGCCGGCCGAGGUGCUCGCCGCCGUGCGCGAGCUGCGCCGCCUCCGCGACACCGACGGCACCGUGCACUACAUCGGCAUCUCGGGCUACCCGGUCGAGGUGCUGUGCGACCUGGCCGAGCUGGUCCUCCGCGAGACCGGCGAGCCCCUCGACGCCGUCAUGUCCUACGCCAACUUCACCCUGCAGAACACGCGCCUGCGCUCGCUCGCUUUGCCGCGCCUGCGCGCCGCCCGCGUCGACGUCGUCCCCAACGCCUCCCCGCUCGGCAUGGGCCUGCUGCGCCGCCACGGCGUCCCCAUCGGUAGCAUGGGCGACUUCCACCCGGCCCCGGACGGCCUGCGCGCCGCCAUCCACCGCGUCGCCACCUGGCUCGACUCCACCCACGCCGAGAAGCUCGAGGUCGUCGCCAUCCGCUUCGCCCUCGAGUCCUGGCUGCGCGACGGCGCCCCCGCCGGCGCUCUGGGCCCGCCUCUCGCCCCCGGCCCCGACGCUGACCCGCGCUUCCUCUCCGUCGCCUCCAUCGGCACCGGCCACCGCCUCGGCGUGAGCGUCAUGGGCGUCAGCACCCUCGACGAGCUGGACGAGACCCUGCGGGUGUGGCACAGCAUCAUCGACGGGCUCGAGAACAAGGAUGACGACGAGGAGGAGGGUGACAAGCCCGCCACGGACGCCAUCCCCACCCCGCAGGACGGCCUCACCGACCGCGCCUGGUCGCGCGCCCGCCGCGCCCGCAUCGCCGACCUUGCUCGCCAAAUUCAGAAGCUGCUCGGUCCUGACUGGGUGGAUUACACUUGGCCCAGUCCCGGUCCGGGCUUCGUCAACACUCUGCCCGCGGAGCAUGUGGCGCUGUGCGAGAGGCUGAAGACCGCACCGUUGGAAAUGGAGGUGGAGAAUGAUGAGCCCUUGAUUACGCCGCCGCUGGAUGCUGUCGAUACCAAGAUACCCGUUACUGCGCCGUCCGACGUGACUUUAUAG
This is a messenger RNA of Aspergillus terreus NIH2624, 1314 nucleotides long. RefSeq names its product D-arabinose 1-dehydrogenase (NAD(P)(+)) ARA2. Gene Ontology annotation, cellular component: cytosol. The record is from RefSeq and is a predicted model, not a curated record. Lineage: Eukaryota; Fungi; Ascomycota; Eurotiomycetes; Eurotiales; Aspergillaceae. Gene Ontology annotation, molecular function: D-arabinose 1-dehydrogenase [NAD(P)+] activity. Gene Ontology annotation, biological process: dehydro-D-arabinono-1,4-lactone biosynthetic process. Bases 1 to 1314 code for a protein of 437 amino acids. The transcript has a single exon.